CUCUCAGAACCAAACAGCGAAAGGAACCGCCUCACGCCCCGCCCACCGCGCAACGCACCCGCCCGUUUUCUCCCUCAUUGUCACAGGCGCCAACGGGGAAUGGCGGCCCUGGGAACCAAUCAGCGAAAGGAAACGCCGCACGGCCCGCCCACUUUUCCCCUCAGUGGCCACAGACGCCACAACAGGGGAGUGGGCGUCACUCCUGUAGACUGGCGGUCCUCGAAGCCAAUCAACGAAAGAGAACGGGUGACGUAGGGAGGAGUGACAACCGGGCAGGCGAAUCGGAUUCUCCUCCUUUCGACGCCCGCGCGGAAGUGUGAGUCUCAAAGGUGCUACAAGAUCUCUCUACAACAUCAUCACCAUUAUUAUUAUUACAUCCAAAUGCACCUGUGGAAGUGGACUUAAGUCUGGGGAAGCUCAUGCUGCCAGCAUCUUUCUUGCAAAUCUGGAACUUGCCUUAUUUCUCAGUUACUCUCUCAGCUCUUCACUGCAGUAGUUUCAGCCCUAGUGGGAAAUCUCCAUCAGUCAACUCACUCCAGAAGGCACAGAACUGAAGAGGAUUUUCCUCUCCAGCUUUAGACAGCAUGGCCAUAGUAUUUCUGAGCCCUUUGGACACUAAACAGGCACUUGUUGAUUUUGUCAAUACGUAGUAUGAAAAAGAAAAGAAGACCAGUCAAAGCAAAGGAAAGGAAACUGUAUAUGAAAUUUCCCCAAAGCAGGACACCGACUGUGAGAGGUGAAGACUGAUUGCUCCUGGCUUACAUUUCAGUGUCACUUCAUCAAUGGAUUUCGGGGUAUUUCGUGAUGGAUAAAAUCACUCAAGAGCCCAGCAUGGAUCCAUUGGCUGAAAACAGCAAUAACUCUCUGUUUUCCCACUUUGAGUCCUGCCAGCCAUCUCCUCCUGCAGUCUUCUUGCUCAUCACAGCCUAUGCCAUAGUCACCCUGGUAGGGCUUCUUGGCAAUCUCUGCCUGAUCAUUGUUAUUGGGAAACAGAAAGAAAGCCAAAAUGUCACUAACAUUUUGAUUGCUAACCUCUCUGUGUCUGAUAUCUUCAUCUGUGUCAUGUGCAUUCCUUUCACAGCUGCAUACACGUUGAUGGAUUACUGGGUUUUUGGAGAAGCCCUGUGUAAAAUAAGUGAUUUUAUACAAAGUAUAUCUGUCACUGUCUCCACAUUCUCACUUGUACUCAUUGCCAUUGAGAGGUAUCAGUUAAUAGUGAAUCCACGUGGUUGGAAGCCUAAUAUUUCACAUGCAUUUUGGGGCAUUGCCUUCAUCUGGGCAUUUUCUCUAAUAAUAUCAGCACCCUUUUUUAUUUUCCAUCAAAUUACUGAUGAUCCCUUCAGAAACCUUUCUUCCCACAGUGAUAUCUAUAUGAACAAAGUUGUCUGUAUUGAGGUGUGGCCCUCUAAUGAAGAACGGCGGGGCUAUACGACCACCAUGUUAGUUUGCCAGUACUUCUUCCCACUAGGUUUCAUUUUCAUCUGUUAUCUAAAGAUAUUUGUUUGUCUGCAGAAGAGGCAUGGUAAAGUGGAUAAGAUAAGGGAGAAGGAGAACAGACUCAACGAGAGCAAAAGGAUUAAUGCUAUGUUGAUUUCAAUUGUUGUGACCUUUGGUGCAUGUUGGUUACCUCUGAACAUAUUUAACAUUGUGUUUGACUGGAAAUAUGAGGCCCUGAUGAGCUGCCAUCAUGACGUGGUAUUUACUUUGUGCCACUUGGUAGCCAUGACCUCAACUUGUGUCAAUCCAUUUUUCUAUGGAUUUCUCAACAAGAAUUUUCAGAAGGAUUUGGUCAUUCUUCUUCACAACUUCAGAUGCUUUGAAUCUCAAAAAUUAUAUGAAAACAUUGCCCUUUCAACUGUGAACACUGAUGUGUCAAAAGGAUCCCUGAAACUAAACAAUAUGCCUGCAAAUAUCUGAAACCUGGAACUUUCUAACCAUUUAUGUAGCUUUGUGCUGGACUAUUGUAUCACUAAGUUACUGUUGUAUGGAAUUGUGGUAUUCUUGGUUCUGGUGCCAAUGAAGUGAAAGGGGCUUCUCCCUGUUUACCAUAGUGAGAAUGUGACCAUGUGUGAAGCCUAAAAUAUCUUCCAGAUGAAUAAAAAAAUACACAUUAUUGUUCAUAUUUUAUUAAACCUUGCAGGAGCUCCCCAUAUUUAAGUGUUGAAAAAUUGAACCUGGGAAAAGCAACAUCUUGGAAGAUGGCACUCUGACUCAUACUGAUUUAUGCAUGCAUAAGUCUAUUUUUUGAUUAGAUGCAGAUGGUUGGUUUCUUCCCCAUGCACUCCCUCCAAGAACUCCCACUCCCAGUAGCUGACAAGUUGCAUGAGGGGCUACUGCUGCUCUUUCGUACUGAACGUAAUGGGAGGGAAUGCAGACCAUGAAAUUCUGGCUGUUCUGAGUUCCUGGUGGAAGGAAAAGAUGGGUUUACUCCAUUUGAGACCUCAACCUCAUUUCUCCACACACACACACACAACUGAGCAAAGAGCAACUGUUUCUCUCUGGACUGAGGAAUUUAUCACACAUGUCUUUUAAACUACAAUUAAAGUUGCAAAAUAGUGCUUUUGGAGAUACUUCACACACAAUGUUGCCUCUGACCCGUCGCUGCUGUACCUCCAAAGCAUGGUUAGAGUGCACCUUUUCAUUGAUGAGGAAAAUCAUUAGUAAGCUCCCAGUCACAUUGCUGUGCUGUUAGUCCUCAGAUGCAAUAAGUUUCUCCUGUGGCAGUUCCAAGAUGGGGCAGCCACAUGGUACCAGUUUCCUCCUCCCCACCUCUCACCCUCACUAUUUCCAAACAAGCUAGUUUUCUUUCUUUUUGUCCUCACUUUCUUUUUAUUUCAUCUUUAUUUCACUAAAUUGCAUUGCCAUAACUGUGGGAUUGUGUUACAAAUACAAAUUUAAAUAUGAAAGGUAUGCUGAGUAGGGCACAGGGUAGGGAGGCAAGGUUAAGGGGGAGUGUAGAUGAGAAUGCAAGCUCCUGCCAUGCUAUUGAAGGGACAUGCGAGAAGGAAAGCUCUGUUUCCUUUUACUAAUACAAUGGCAUCAAGAAUGAGGCUUGUAUGAUAAAAUCCUGAAUCACUAAUUCCUCCAUUCCCCACCAAAUUACAGUGGGGUCCAUCCUAGAGUUAAUAGUUGCCUAACAGUGGAAAGAUGUGGAACUGUGUGUGCCAAGGAUCUCAGCCUCUGUGUGAGCUGUACUACAUAGAUUUAUCCCAUGCUUUUUCUGGUCUUUCUAAAGAACACCCUAUGACAAACAAAAAUAAUACUAGUACUUCAUAUCUUCAACAGCAGACUUUUGGAUUAUCUUCUUUUCAAAAUUUAAACUCUGUGUUUCCACAUGACUCCCUAUGUAAAUACUACCUCAUGUAGCCUCUGAGACUUUUGGGCAAUAUUUACCACAUGGAUUGCAUGCACUCCACUGUGCAUUUUACAGCUUCUGGAACCCCCAUUAUUAUUUCUAAUUCCACUGAGAAAAAUAAGUAAAAGGAGAACCUCUAAAGAAAGCUGUGCUUUAGCAAAGGGGUGUUUUCCUUUCCCCAGUGAGUUUUAAAAACCCUGUUAUCUUUUGUAUGUGGCCACCCUAGUGGGUAGUUGCUCUGGAGAGAAAGGGGCUGUUCUCUCUUUGCUGACUUUGUUUACAAGGGUGCAUCAUUAUUGUAUUUUGGUGGACAUCCUAAAAGCCCCCAGAUGCAAAUAGUAUCCCCCCCUCCCCUAUCAAACUGUUGUUUCAGCACUACAGUUUUGGAGAAGUGUCCCAGACAGUACUGUUGUUUUUAAGUUCUAUAAUUGAUACAUUCUUUGUUGCCUCACCCACCAAAUAAUACCACUCAGUGCAUGUGGCAUUGCAAGCACUGCUCAUUUCUCCUGCAGUUAUUAAAUAGUUGUGUUUAGUAACUGGUUUUAGUAAUGUCAGAAACAUUACAAUCUUAACCUAACCAGCACUGUGCAAUAUUCACUUGUGUCACACACAAGAAACAAAAACCCAGCACUGCAGUCUGUUAUGCAUGAAAAUGCCAGCUGUGCAAAUUCUUUAUUUGGAGCCCUGAUUUUCUGGGGUUCCAUAUGAGAGGAGGAGUUUCACACUGUAUGAACAUGUUCAGAUGUUUGUGAGAAUUUCUGUUAAAUGUGUUUAUUAAUUUCUGAUUUGUACCCAGGUACAAGAACCCUCUGAAAUCCAGAGUACAGAUCAGUUGUACCUGUGUAGGAUGAACACAUAUAGGUUUAGAUGAAGUGAUGAACACACACAUAUAUAAAUAUAUAUUGUUUCUGUUUGUUUUGUUUUCUAAAACUUUGGAAUUUCAAAUUAAUGUUUUAUAUCUUUAGUAUAUUUGAUUAUCUAUAAUGCCUUUUUGUUUUAUUUUGUGCUA
This is a messenger RNA of Sceloporus undulatus (fence lizard), 4364 nucleotides long. RefSeq names its product neuropeptide Y receptor type 6-like. NCBI's taxonomy places the organism in Eukaryota, Metazoa, Chordata, Lepidosauria, Squamata, Phrynosomatidae. Bases 805 to 1917 code for a protein of 370 amino acids. Gene Ontology annotation, biological process: G protein-coupled receptor signaling pathway. The transcript has 5 exons. Gene Ontology annotation, molecular function: neuropeptide binding; neuropeptide Y receptor activity. Gene Ontology annotation, cellular component: plasma membrane; neuron projection. The record is from RefSeq and is a predicted model, not a curated record.